AUGAAUGCUUGUAACCUGUCGACUCAGGCUCCAAGCACAUCGCAAACGAUGCUCGCCAGCCAAGAACCGCAGCUCCGUCCAAAUAAUACAGGUAUCGUUGCAUAUAUCGUCGUCAUGGCGGUCAUCUUAGCAGUGGGUUUUGUUGGCAACGUGCUGACUAUAUUAGUUUUAAGUUGCCACGAACACAAAAACAAGAACAUCACCCCAUUCAUGAUGAACCUCGCGAUCGCUGACAUCAUUAUUAUCGUUUUUGGAUAUCCAGUGGUUGUUGCAGCCAACUUUACCUCCUCCGGGCUCAACGUUCGUAACAGUCGGACCCAGUGCAUUUGGUCAGGAUUUAUUAAUGGCUCUGUUGGUAUCGCCUCCAUUGCCAACUUAACUAUGAUGAGUCUGGUGAUGUAUUCUGCCAUCAGCAAGGUUAGCAACAAUACAAAAAUCCCCAGACCGAAGAUGAUCGGCAUUAUUAUAUUUACGUGGGUGUAUGGAGUGAUGGCUAUGGUCCCGCCAUUAGUGGGCUGGAACGAAUUCGUCCCAGGCGCCUCCGGCAUCAGCUGCUGUCCGAACUGGUCACCCGAAACAAAGGCUGGAAUGGCGUACAAUAUGUUGUUGGUUUUCGUUGGCUUCGUUCUGCCACUAAGCGUCAUUAUUUACUCUUAUCACAGGAUAUACAGGUCAGUGAACAAUUUUUUUAGGGUUUCUUGGUUGACAAAAAAUACCUGAUUCCAUCGGAACAAAACAUUGAGUGAUUUACAUUGGUUUCCACAAAUAAAGAGGGAAUUUCAAAGCAGUCAUCAGUGAACAGUUCGUUAGAAAAAUAAAUGAUAAAAAUAAAAGAGAAAAGAUCAAGAAAGUUACCUGAAAAGCGGGUCACAAAGUUAUAACACGAUCCAACAUCUAAUUGGUCGAUAGGGUGGGGAAAGACUUAAGGCAAAAAAAAAAAAAAAGAAAAAAAAAAAAGAAAACUGAGGAUAUUGAUAAUGUUAACAGGAUUUUUUUCGUUGCAGGUAUAUUCGUGCACAGCCACCAAUGCUUGGAAGUGCUUCGAUUCAAGCCAUCCGAAGAAAAUCCGAGAUCAAAGUCGUGCGCAUGAUUGCCAUGUCAAUUGCAGCCUUCGUUCUAAGCUGGUCUCCCUAUACUUUCGUCAGUAUUAUGGCCACCAUCCGGGGUUCUAAUGUUCUGACACCUGACUCGGCAGAAGUCCCGGAUCUUUUAGCUAAGGCUUGGGUUAUCUACAAUCCCAUCGUGUACACAGCAAUGAACGACAGAUUCCGUAGAACCUUGAUGCGUAUUGUCUCAAUUCGCUGCAUCUUCCGCAAGGCAAUAAAUCCAAUGGGAAGAACGAUGUCACUCACGGUGGAAUCACGCCCCACGCAUGCGUACACGAUACCGGAUCCACCGAGGGAUAGAGCCCAAAGUGUGGUUUAA
This is a messenger RNA of Pocillopora meandrina, 1425 nucleotides long. Lineage: Eukaryota; Metazoa; Cnidaria; Anthozoa; Scleractinia; Pocilloporidae. The record is from the annotation of a GenBank genome assembly.